Messenger RNA from Closterium sp. NIES-67, 1285 nucleotides. Lineage: Eukaryota; Viridiplantae; Streptophyta; Zygnematophyceae; Desmidiales; Closteriaceae. The record is from the annotation of a GenBank genome assembly.
CCUAUUGUGAUUAUAACACGUGGUAUCAGAGCCCCUUGGAGCCGUCUCGACCAUGCCUAUACCUGAGGAAGGGGGUGGCAGAGGUGCUGGAGGCAGAGAAGACGCCCAAGCACAAGGUCAACACCAAGAUCCACCCGUUGCUCCGGUGCAACCUAGCCUUGGACCCUCUAGGGAUGAGCCUAGAGUGUUUGGCCUUGACAAGUUCAACGGUGACAACUUUGCUGAGUGGUCCUUCAAGAUGGAGAACAUCUUUGAGCACUAUGAUCUGCUGGAGGUGAUGGAAGGAACGGAGAAGCGCCCCGAGAACGACCCGGAGAAGAGUCCGUGGGUGCGGAAGAGCGCACAAGGCUACCUUCUACUUGGGCAAGCGUUGGGAAGCAGCCAAAUCCAUCACAUCAAGCCUUUUCAGCGUGAACCAGCAAAGGGACCAAAGGCAUGGGCUGCUCUCAAGGGUGUACACGCUCCUGCAACAGCGGCGGUGGCUGUGGUUUUGGAGCGGCAAAUGGCGGCACUUCGAAUUGACGAAGGCGAACCGGUGGAGGAAGGAGUGCAGAAAUUCUUCGACUUGUUGACACGGCUCGAAGGAGCUGAUCUGAACUACAGUGACCUUCAAAAGAAGACCAAGUUGCUGGCCUUACUUCCGGACUCAUGGUCCUUGCUCAUCAUCAACCUAAAUCGAGAUCUGCCCCGUCUCUCACUCGAAGAUGUGAAGCGGGAAAUCUUACAAGAAGAUUUCCGCCGUCGCGAAUUGGCGGCAAGCAUGAAAGCGGCACAAUUGCGAAUUGGCGUUUGUUUGGGGAGUUUGGCCAAGAUCAUGCUGGUGGUGUGCCUGUGUUUGUGGAUAAUCAGUCUGCCAUUGCCCUUGCACAGAAUGCAUGCUUGCAUGGCCGCACCAAACACAUGCAGGUCCGGUGGCAUUUCAUUCGGGAGAUGGUAGCUGCGGGUGAGGUGAUUUUGCAGUGGUGCCCCACCAACCGGCAGGCUGCUGAUAUUCUUACCAAGUCUCUUCCAUUUGAGCGUCAUAGUGUGUGCAUGACCUUGCUCGGGAUGCAGCCCCAUGAUGACAGAGUUCCCGCAGCAGAUGCCGGCGUCUUGGUGCUCCUCUCCUUGGCGGACUCCAUGCUCUGGGUGGCCCCAACCCAUGGGCAAGGGGGAGUGGUGUGAAGUCUUUUGCCCUAUGGUGUUGAGCCACACCCAGCACGAGCAAGGGGGAGUGAUAAAUGUGUAGUGUUCUGUGGUGUAGUUUGCUCUAGCUGGUUGUGGGCUAUUGGGAUUUGGGCAAAAG